AUGAGCAGUCUGAAACGUGGAAGUAAUGGCAGUCAGGGCAGCCAAGAGCAGCUUUUGGAAGAGAGGCGAAAUCUCCUUGUACAAUUAUUUUGCAUAUCUCAUAUUUCUGAAUUGAAAAGCAUUGAAAAUCAUGAAAGAAUAGGAAAGGAAAUCCAGCAGUUUUUGGAGCAGCAUGACUUAGCGAGAGGAAAACCUGUAGAUAUAGGUUCUUUGCCUAAAUUCAGGCCACGGGACCCUGUCAAUGAUAAGAAACUGAAUCGAAGUAAGUGCCCAUCUCCCGCAGAAACUAAAAGAGAAUUGAAGAAACGUUCAAAGGAUUCAACCCCUAAUUCUAAUGAUGACCACGAAAUGGAUUCGCAACCUCUACCACCAUCUACGAAUAGACCAGUUUCACGGAUACAAUCACAGCAAACAACUUUUCAAAGCUUUAAACAAGUACCUCAACCACAAGGUAGUAAACAGCCUCAGCAGGCACAACUGCAACAGCAGAUACCAAACAAUCGAUCUGUAUCGCCUACACAGAAAGUCACAGCACCAUCUGAUAAAACUUCUAAUGUAGUGGUUGAAUCACGAACAGCAAAAAAACAAAUAGCUUACGCAGAGGCACAGUCGAAGCCAUCUUCUUCUGAAAAGCAUUCGCGAGAUGAGCAGGGAGAAAAUGGAACACCGCAAGAAAUGGUUAAAAGACAAAAGAUAGAGUCUACUGCUACGAAUUCCAGUGUUUCAACUGCUCGAAAUGAAAGCACUAUAGAACUCCCGCCAAACCCAUAUUCUCAUAUGAUAGAAAUGUCACAACUGCAUGCAGAUCCUACCCCAAUACAGAUUAAGGAACCUCAGCCAUUUAUUAUAGACUCUAUACUUGAAAAUCUAUCCACCGAGGAGCGUAAAACGUACUGUGAUAAUGAUAUUAAUGUUAAGGAAACUGUUUAUAUGAUUACUAAAGAAAAUGUCCCCACAAAGCUUGCAAAGGCAAUGCCUAUCCAAGAAAUCAAAUAUGUUUCACAAACUUUACCAUUACUGAGAUUGAUUCCACAGUCACAGAAGGCAUUAACUACUGAUUUGAUAAAUACAGCACUGAACGAAGGUAGAAUAACAGUUGUAGCCUCGAGAAUUGAAGAGUUAAGAAGACUGAAUCUGUGGUCACUUCGUCAACCGAAAAAAUUCAUCGAUCCUAUUACAGCUAAUAAACCAGUUACCCAUGCAAAUGUCUUGCUGGAAGAAGCCAAGUGGAUGCGAGAAGAUUUCCGUGAAUCUCUAAACUACAAGAUAGCCAUGUGCACUGAAAUAGCUCAAUCUAUUUCUGAUUAUUGGACAUACGGAAAGAUUUGCUGUGUGAAAAGGAAACCUAUAUCAGACACGGCCAAUAAGACAGAACACGUGAACUCUUCACAAGAUAUUGAAGUAAAGAUCCAGACGGAUGGGUUAGAGAAUACAGACAUGCAAAUAUCAAAUAGCUCUCAAAAUGAACCAGGAUCAAAUGCGAAAGACGACGCGGCUGUCAAUCAUCCAGCGGAUCCCAUAGUUGAUAAUACAGAAGAAUCUGCGGGUGUAGAAGAUAUGGAGAUUGAGCAACAAGUUCAGGAAGAAGAGCCUUCAAUCGACAUCUCAAAACUCUUAAAAAGGACUGAUCCACAGGAUGAAAUACCAACACCUUCGUUACCAAUAGUUUCUGCAGAAGAAUACCUUUCGAAGAAAACUAAACCUCGGUUCCGCGCGUAUGUUGACAUUAGCUCACUCUCUACAUUGGGUGCGGCAAUUUCAAAAAGCGUUCGUGUAUAUGAAGGAUUAGAUGAAGAAAACCUAAAAUCCAGGAAGUCUUUACCCUUUGAACCGGUUUCAAAGGCAAUAGCUCCUGUUGAUGACGAUCACUUUAUGAAACUAGUCGAAAAACAGUUAAUAGAGGAAGAACCAUCAUUAGUUCCAUUAUCCAAAAGGCGUGGUAUGUUUUAUGGAAACAGAAGAAGUCAUUAUUUACGCCCCCCGGUUGCGCCGUCCUUACGUUAUUUGAAGUUUCGUACUCCGACCAUCUGGCUACCUGAGGAUGAUCAAGAAUUGGUCAAGAAUAUCAACCAAUACGCCUAUAACUGGGAUCUUAUUAGUUCUCAAAUGUCAAAUCGUCACAAGAGGAUGUAUGUAUCUAACAUUGAAAGAAGAACGCCUUGGCAAUGUUUUGAGAGAUUCGUGCAACUCAAUGAGAAAUUCAACAUUGCAGAUAUGAAAGGUCCUCGAGCUCAUAACGCCCAAGUUUGGCUAUACGAAGCACAUAAAUUACAACAGCAACAGAAGAGAAGAAUAUCCCCUCUUGGUGUUGGAUCGGAAUCCAUACAAAGGGGUCAUAGAAGGUUACGCUGGGCUAGUAUGUUUGAGGCUAUGAGAAAAUGUAUCAAGAAGAGAGAAAAUGCUCCCAGGCCCAAUCCCUCUCAACCUCGUAAACCUCUUGAUGUAAAGAAUAUGAGCGUACCAACUCCUCAAGAAAUGUCCGAAUUGAAGGCUCAGCGUGAUGACGCCUUGCGUAGGGACAUGCAAAUAAAGCGUGCAGCUAAACAACGGAUGCAAAUGGCACAAAUGCAAGCUGGUAAAUUACCUCUCACUGCUGCUUCAAGUCCAAAUCUUCCAGCGAUCAGUAACGGAAGUUCAAAAGAGCUAAAGAACAAAUCUAGACAAUCGACUCCCCAGAGUGCCCCUCCCUUAGGAGAAAAAACGAAAGUUACCUCGCAACAGCUGCCUCCUCGUAAUGUGAAGCCAUCCAAUGAACGUGAAAUUAUUGAAGGCUAUGCAAAAAAAAUUCUUUUGCAAAAGCCUAAUUUCACUCCCGAACUGGCUUUAAUAGCUGCAGAAAAUAUUUACAGAAAUGUUACAUUGCCAGAACAGGGAAGAGCAAGAAGUGAAGCCGCUAGCUCAUCCAAUAAUCGUGUUUCUGAGAUUAAAAACACUUCUCCAACACCUCAAGAAAUUUUACAAAGGGCUCAAAAACAUGACUAA
Molecule: messenger RNA, 2982 nt
Organism: Kluyveromyces marxianus DMKU3-1042
Lineage: Eukaryota; Fungi; Ascomycota; Saccharomycetes; Saccharomycetales; Saccharomycetaceae
Gene: EAF1
Product: Eaf1p
Exons: 1
Coding region: 1-2982 (993 amino acids)
Source: RefSeq, a predicted model, not a curated record